UCUGAACGCAUCCUCUCAUUCAGAUUACUGAGGAGGGCUGCCGAGGCCAGGUCACUCACUCACACUCAGUCUGAGGGAGUUUGUGGGAACGGGAGGAGCGCCUGUACUGGAUCUAUAACUGUCUGUCCGCCGUGUCUUCGCUCUGUUCGCGUUUGUUUUUUUGCUUUUCUUUUGGAGAAACACAAAUGCUGGAUCUAUGUUAACCCCGCGUGGAAUCGCACAACUACUUUAAAACUCAUAAGAAGGAAUGCAGCAGCUUUUCCCUGCGAAACUUACUCUUCUGAUAUCGCUGAUUUCCCUGGCUAAAGGUCUGAAAUGUUCUGAGAAAUGCCAAAACGGAGGUACGUGUGUGCCUACUCCAGAUGGAAGAGGAGGAGAAUGCAAGUGUCCUGAGAAGUUCUGGGGAUCUGCCUGCCAGUUCUCCAACCCUUGCCUCCCCAAUCCUUGCUGGAAUGGCGGCGUGUGCCAGCCGGUCAUUCGUGACAACAAGGUGGACUUCGUCUGCCAGUGUCACUUGGGCUACAUGGACCCCCGGUGCCUCACUCCCACGGACAACCCGUGCCGCAGCUCACCGUGUGGAAAUGGAGGGACGUGUGAGCUGACCAGCGUUCGCACGUACAAGUGCAAAUGUCCUCCAGGCUGGACUGGUAAAAACUGCCAGCAGGCCGACCCGUGUGCCUCAAACCCUUGUGCCAAUGGGGGCCAGUGCAGUCCAUUCGACUCCCAUUACAUCUGCACCUGCACGCCCUUCUUCUCAGGUGAGACGUGCAAACAGGACGUCAACGAGUGUGCCCUGAGCCCAUUUCCCUGCAAUAACGGUGGGGUGUGUGUGAACGAAGUGGGCUCCUACCGCUGCAACUGCCCAACCGAGUACACGGGUAAACACUGCGAGACCCUGUACCAGCCCUGCAGCCCCUCACCCUGCCUUCACGGAGGAACCUGCGUCCAGAAAGGAGAAACCAGUUACGAGUGUUCUUGUCUGCCAGGUUUCAGUGGUCAGAACUGUGAGGAGAACAUUGAUGAUUGUCCAGACCAUCGCUGCCUUAACGGAGGGACCUGUGUGGAUGGGGUGAACACUUACAACUGUCAGUGCAAACCAGAGUGGACAGGUCAGUUCUGCACUGAAGACGUCAAUGAGUGCGACCUGAUGCCAAACUCCUGUCAGAAUGGUGGUACUUGCCUUAACACCCAGGGUGGAUACAACUGCGUGUGUGUGAACGGCUGGACGGGUGAAGACUGCAGCAAGAACAUUGAUGACUGCGCAGACGCUGCCUGCAACGUAGGAGCCACUUGUCAUGACCGAGUGGCCUCCUUCUUCUGUGAAUGCCCUCCUGGUCGCACAGGUUUGCUGUGCCACUUGAACGAUGCCUGUAUCAGUAACCCCUGUCAGAAAGGCUCCAACUGUGACACCAACCCAGUCAAUGGCAAGGCCAUCUGCACCUGUCCUCUGGGCUACUUUGGCUCAGCCUGUGACCAGGACGUUGAUGAAUGCUCUCUGGGUGCAAACCCAUGUGAGCAUGCAGGAAAGUGCCUGAACACCAAAGGCUCGUUCCAGUGUAAAUGCCAGCAGGGUUACGUUGGGCCACGCUGUGAGCUAGACGUCAAUGAGUGCUUGUCCAACCCGUGUCAGAAUGAUGCGACCUGCCUGGACCAGAUCGGAGGCUUCCACUGCAUCUGUAUGGCAGGCUAUGAGGGAAAGUUCUGCGAGAUCAAUACUGAUGAGUGCGCCAGCAUGCCCUGCCUCAACAAUGGGAAGUGCAUCGACAAGAUCAACAACUACCAGUGCGAGUGCCCCACAGGAUUCUCUGGAAACCAGUGCCAAUUUGACAACGAUGAGUGCGCCAGCACGCCCUGCAAAAAUGGCGCCAAAUGCAUUGACGGGCCCAAUAUGUACACCUGCCAGUGCACUGAGGGAUACACAGGACAGCACUGUGAGACAGAUAUAGACGAGUGUCUGUCCAACCCCUGCCACUAUGGUCUCUGUAAAGACAGCCUGGCGGGCUUCACGUGUCACUGCCGCGCAGGCUACACUGGCCGACUGUGUGAAGCCAACAUCAACGAGUGUCUGAGCCACCCGUGUCAAAACGGAGGCACCUGCCAAGACCGAGAGAACGCUUAUCUGUGUGUUUGCCCCAGAGGAACUUCAGGUGUUAACUGUGAGAUCAAUCUGGAUGAUUGUCAGAGCAAUCCAUGUGACUUUGGCAAGUGCAUUGAUAAGAUCAAUGGCUACGAGUGUGCCUGUGAGCCAGGAUACACAGGCAAACUGUGCAACAUCAACAUCGACGAGUGUGCCAUCAACCCCUGUCAUAAUGGAGGAACGUGCAUCGAUGGUGUGAAUGGAUUCAUGUGUCAGUGUCGAGAUGGCUACCACGACCCCACCUGCCAGUCUCAACUCAACGAGUGUCUCAGUAACCCCUGCAUUCAUGGACACUGUGAAGAUAGAGUCAAUGGUUAUAACUGUAUCUGUGAUUCGGGCUGGAGCGGCAACAACUGCGACAUCAACAACAACGAGUGUGAGUCCAACCCCUGCAUGAACGGAGGAACCUGUAAGGACAUGACCAGUGGCUACGUGUGCAGCUGCCGUGCCGGCUUCAGCGGUCCUAACUGCCAGACGAACAUCAAUGAGUGUGCCUCCAACCCCUGCCUCAACCAGGGCACCUGUAUAGAUGAUGUGGCUGGAUACAAGUGCAACUGUUUGCUGCCUUACACUGGUGAGAACUGUGAAACUUUACUAGACCCCUGCAAUCCCAAGCCCUGCAAGAACAACGGAGUGUGUAAGGAGUCUGAGGACUACGAGAGUUUCUCCUGUGUGUGCCCGGAAGGCUGGCAAGGCCAGACGUGCGAGAUCGACAUCAACGAGUGUGUGAAGAACCCCUGUCGCAACGGCGCCACCUGCCAGAACUCCAUCGGCAGCUACAGGUGCAGCUGCAAGUCUGGCUACACUGGACGCAACUGUGAGACUGACAUAGAUGACUGCAAGCCCAACCCCUGCAGUAAUGGAGGUUUCUGUAAGGACGGGGUGGACGUGUUCUCCUGCACAUGCCUUCCUGGGUUCCGUGGCCUCAGAUGUGAAGAGGACAUCAACGAGUGCGACAGCAACCCGUGCAAAAACGGCGCAAACUGCACCGACUGCGUCAACAGCUACACCUGUACGUGUCCACCGGGUUUCAGCGGGAUCAACUGCGAGAACAACACGCCCGACUGCACAGAGAGCUCCUGUUUUAAUGGUGGCACCUGCGUGGAUGGCAUCAACACGUUCAGCUGCCUGUGUCUGGCUGGCUUCACAGGCAGCUACUGCCAGCACGACAUCAACGAGUGCGACUCCAAGCCUUGCAUGAAUGGCGGCACCUGCCAGGACAGCUACGGCACAUACAAGUGCACUUGCCCUCAUGGCUACCGCGGCUUCAACUGCCAGGAACUGGUGAACUGGUGUAAGCCGUCUCCCUGCAAGAAUGGAGGUACAUGCAGACAGAGUGGAACCACCUACACCUGCCAGUGUCAGACAGGCUGGACUGGCCUUUACUGUGACGUUCCCAGCGUCUCCUGUGAGGUGGCUGCUAAACAGCAAGGUGUGGAGGUUGCCAGAUUGUGCAGAAACUCUGGCCUGUGUCUGGAUGCUGGGAACACACACUACUGUCAGUGCCAGGCGGGAUACACCGGGAGCUACUGUGAGGAGCAGGUGGACGAAUGUAUCCCCAACCCCUGCCAGAAUGGAGCUACUUGUACCGAUUACUUAGGAGGCUAUUCUUGUGAGUGCGUGCCAGGUUAUCAUGGAGUAAACUGCUCCAGCGAGAUCAAUGAGUGCCUCUCUCAGCCCUGCCAGAACGGGGGCACCUGCAUUGACCUCGUCAAUACCUACAAAUGCUCCUGUCCCCGGGGAACGCAAGGAGUUCACUGUGAGAUAAACCUUGACGACUGCACGCCUUUCACUGACCCUGUGACCAAAGAGCCCAAGUGCUUUAACCAGGGCCGCUGUGUGGACCGCGUCGGAGGAUACCACUGCGUGUGUCCGCCUGGGUACGUGGGUGAGCGCUGCGAGGGCGACGUCAACGAGUGCCUCUCCAACCCCUGUGACCCGCGGGGCACCCACAGCUGCAUCCAGCUCACCAACAACUACCGCUGCGAGUGCAGGACUGGAUACACCGGUCAGCGAUGUGACACCGUGUUUGAUGGCUGUAAGGGGAAGCCGUGCCGCAAUGGAGGAACCUGUGCUGUAGCCAGCAACACCCCUCAUGGAUUUAUCUGUAAAUGUCCUCCUGGCUUCACUGGCUCCACCUGUGAGUACGACGCCCAGGCCUGUGGAAGCCUCCAGUGCAAAAACGGUGGCACCUGCGUCUCUGGCCAUAAGAACCCGCGCUGCCUGUGUUCUCCGAGCUUCACCGGCCCAGAGUGCCAGUAUCCAAGCGACGGGCCUUGCCUCUCUAACCCCUGCUACAACGGGGGAACAUGUGAGCCCAGCACAGAGUCACCAUACUUCCACUGCGUGUGUCCGGCCGACUUCAACGGCCUGCUCUGCCACAUCCUGGACUACGGCUUCACGGGCGGCUUCGGUCGAGACAUCACGCCGCCCCCGGAGGUGGAGGCCAGCUGUGAGAUUCCCGAGUGUGAAGCCAAGAAGGGCAACAAGGAGUGUGACGCUGCCUGUAACAGCCACGAGUGCGAUUGGGAUGGAGGUGACUGCUCGCUGAAUUUCCGCGACCCCUGGCAGAACUGCUCGGACGCUCUGCAAUGCUGGCGCUACUUCAACAACGGGAAGUGCGACGAGCAGUGCCACAGCGCCGGCUGCCUGUACGAUGGCUUCGACUGCCAGAGGAGCGGAGGAGAGUGCAACCCACUUUAUGACCAGUACUGCAAGGACCACUAUGCCGAUGGCCACUGUGAUCAGGGCUGCAACAAUGCUGAGUGUGAGUGGGAUGGCCUGGACUGCGCUGAUAAUGUGCCGGAGAAGCGAGCGACAGGUCUCCUGGUCCUGGUGGUGCACCUUCCUCCUGAGCAGCUGCGCAACAACUCUUCAGGGUUUCUGCGUGAACUCAGUCGCGUGCUGCACACCAACAUCGUGUUCCGGCAGGACACGCAGGGGGAGCUGAUGAUCUACCCGUACUACGGCAGCCCACAUGAGCUCCGCAAGCACAACAAAAAACGCUCACUGGACAGCUGGUCUGACGUCUACGGCUCAGGACGCAGAGACCAGGAUCAGACGCAAGUCGUAGGCUCGGUGGUGUAUCUGGAGAUAGACAACCGGCAGUGUUACCAGCAGUCAGCAGAAUGCUUCCAGAGUGCGACCGAUGUAGCUGCCUUCCUUGGAGCUCUUGCGUCCAGUGGCAAUCUCAACCUGCCCUACGUCAUGGCUGUCACAAGUGAGAGCGAGGUGCCGCCGACCACGGAGCUCUACCCGCUGUACGUGGUGCUGGCCAGUGUGGCUCUGCUGGCCUUCGUGGCCGUGGGGAUGGUGGCUUCAAGGAAGCGUCGGCGUGAGCACGGCCAGCUGUGGUUCCCUGACGGCUUCAAGACCAGCGAGCCCAGCAAGAAGAAGAGGAGAGAGCCAGUUGGAGAGGAUUCUGUGGGCUUGAAGCCACUGAAGAACUCGGAUAUUUCACUGAUGGACGACAACCAGAACGAAUGGGGAGAGGAGGAGCCGGUGGACACCAAGCGCUUCAGGUAUGAAGAACAAGCGAUGUUAGAUCUGGACGACCAGCAGGAUCAUCGGCAGUGGACCCAGCAGCAUCUAGACGCAGCUGACCUGAGAAUCCCCUCCGUAGCCCCUACACCUCCUCAGGGCGAGAUCGAGAAUGACUGCAUGGAUGUCAACGUCCGAGGACCAGAUGGAUUCACCCCCCUAAUGAUCGCUUCCUGUAGUGGCGGUGGGCUGGAGACUGGAAACAGUGAAGAAGAGGAGGAUGCCUCUGCCAACGUCAUCAACGACUUCAUCUACCAGGGAGCCAACCUUCACAAUCAAACCGACCGCACUGGUGAGACCGCCCUGCACCUGGCUGCCCGUUACGCUCGUUCUGAUGCUGCCAAGAGGCUUCUGGAGGCCAGCGCUGAUGCCAACAUCCAGGACAACAUGGGACGGACACCGUUACAUGCUGCCGUGGCUGCUGAUGCACAGGGAGUCUUCCAGAUUUUGAUAAGGAACCGGGCCACCGACCUGGAUGCACGCAUGCACGAUGGCACUACUCCUCUGAUCCUGGCAGCCAGGCUGGCCGUGGAGGGCAUGGUGGAGGAGCUCAUCAACUGCCACGCUGACGUCAAUGCAAUCGAUGACUUUGGCAAGUCUGCUCUGCACUGGGCUGCAGCUGUGAACAAUGUGGACGCAGCUGUGGUACUGCUUAAGAACGGAGCCAAUAAGGACAUGCAGAACAACAAGGAAGAGACGCCUCUGUUUCUGGCUGCGAGGGAAGGCAGCUACGAGACGGCCAAAGUCCUGCUGGAGCACUUUGCCAACCGCGAGAUCACCGACCACAUGGACCGCUUACCCCGGGACAUUGCCCAGGAGCGCAUGCACCACGACAUUGUGCGCCUCAUGGAUGAGUACAACCUGGUGCGCAGCCCACCCAUGCACGGCGCCCCACUCAGCACCACCCUUUCGCCCCCUCUCUGCUCCCCGAACGCCUACUUGGGCAGUCUGAAGGCAUCAGUUCCAAACAAGAAGCCCCGUAAGCCUGGCAGCAAAGGCCUGGCCUGCAAGGACGGCAACAAGGACCCGAAGACCAAGAAGAAGACGAAGCACCAGGACGGUAAAGGUGGUCUGUUGGACAGCUCGGCUGCGCUUUCGCCCGUAGACUCUCUGGAGUCUCCUCACGGUUACGUCUCAGACGUGGCUUCUCCACCCCUCAUGACCUCACCGUUCCAGCAGUCGCUCAGUCACUUACAGGCGGUAACAGACACCCACAUGUCGGCUGUCAACCACCUGGGCAUGGCCAGUAAACAGGAUCUCACCCGUCUUCAGUUUGAUCCCUUGCCUCCACGUCUCACUCACCUGCCAGUGCCUAGUUCCAACGGGUCCAACGGUCAGUGCGACUGGCUCAACAGAAUGCACGGAGCUAUGAGUCAGCAGGGUCAAUUCGGAGCUGUGAGGAACAGCCAACACCAGCCCACCGCCCAACACGGCAUGAUCCUCCACAACGGUAGUGGGAUUCCCCAGAUAAUGAGCUUCCAGGGCCUGCCUAACAGCCACUUAGCAGGGCAACCUCAUCUUCUGCAUCAACCCCAGCAGAUACAGGCUAAUCUACAACAGCAGCAAAGACAACAGCAGCAACAACAACAACAGCAGCAGCAGCAAGCCACCAUCCAGCUGCAGCACCAAAACACGAACAGCGGGCAGAACUUCAUGGGUGGUGGAGGAGAGCUGCAGCAGAGCAACAGCAUACCCAUCCACACCAUCCUGCCACAGGAUACCCAAAUGCUCCAAGCCCAAACGCUGGCACCCAGCAUGGCCAGCACGCAGUUCCUCACGCCCCCAUCCCAGCACAGCUACACGCCCGGCAUGGACGCCACCAACACGCCCAGCCACCAGCUGCAGGUGCCCGAGCACCCGUUCCUCACGCCCUCGCCCGGCUCGCCAGACCAGUGGUCCAGUUCUUCUCCCCACUCCAACAUGUCUGACUGGUCUGAGGGCAUCUCCAGCCCACCCACCAGCAUGCAGACCCAGAUGGGACAGAUUCCUGAGCAGUUUAAGUGAAGCUGAAGCGCUUGCUUCUUUUUUGUUUCUUUUUCGUUUAAGGACUGAUCUUGUUUUUUUGUCGUUUUGUUUCUAUUCAUGUUGUACAAUAUUAAGAGCACUCUUUAAAAAAAAGAAAAGAAAGAAAGAAAGCAGCAGUAAACCCAUUUGAAAUGAAGGGUCUUUUCUACGCCUUUUGUACUAACCGCAUUUUUGUUUUUGUUUUGCUUGUUUGUUCGUUUGCUCGUUUUAUUUUAUUUUUUCUUUUAAUUUAUUAAUGUCUUGUUAUUUAUAUAUUUUUCUUUUUUUGGAGUACAAGAGUAGGCUAAAAGAAGUAGCAGCUUUUUGUUUUGUUUUGUGAUGUUUUUUUUUUUUUGCCGUGUUGGUUGCAUUAUACUGUGGUUUCUGGCGUACACACUGGGUAUUUAUUGGUCUUAAAAAAAAAUUGCCUUUACUUUGCUUUUUGUAGACAACAGGCCGUCGCUUAUUUUUUAUUUCUUAUUUUUUUUCUACGUUAUUGUAUAAUUUUGUACACAACAGCAUUUGUGAAAGGGCAUUUUAUAGAGUACAUUUUAUAUGAUGACAUUUUCAGUAUUACAGUUCUUAAGUAGUAGAUUUUAUGUCUGUGUUAACAAUCAAAGGAGCUGCUUUAUUCAUUUGUAAUCAGAUCAAAAAUGUUAGACCAAGGAGUUACCUUUUUUUCCCUUUUUUCCACGUUUUGUAUUUGAACUGGUUCCUCAACAUGGAUCCCUGAACUUUUGGAUGUCUUGGACUGAAUGACACUGUCUACGGGAAUCGACCACUGAAUUCUUGGAGUGUGGGACAGGUCCAAAUCUGUGUCUGAAACUAGUUUCUUGUAUAAUGUUGCUCUGGCCUAGUUCUCAAGACUUUUCUCGUUAGAUUAAGGGCGUUUUCACACUUGUAGUUCACUGUAGUUUGCUCUGGUCCGAAUCAGUUCAUGAAUUUGUAAACUUGAAGUGUUUUCUUCUUGGUUUAGUUGGGCUUGUUUUUUUUUACACAGGCAAAAAUCAUUCAAAGCAUUCCCUCUAUCAGACCUGCCUGAGGCAGGAGCAAGAAAGUAAAUACUAUAAGAAGGUCCUGUGUCCUGGACUAGUGUAUAUUUCUGUGCAGUUUAACAUGGAGCUUUGUCUGUGCGGUUGUUUUGAUCUAAAUCCCAGUCCAAACACUGCAUUCACACCUAUCUAAAUGAAUCAAACCAGGAAUGAAAACAAACCUGAAUCUAUUAUCAAUUUAACCUGAUUAAAAAUGCAGGUGUGAAAAUGCCUUUAAAGAAUAUGUUAAAGUAGUCCCAAAACCUAAUUUUCACUGAUAUGAGUGUUUGUACAGUUUCUAUACGUUUUUAUGAAAUUUUCUUAUGUUACUUGUUUGUUUAUAUAUAAAGUACCUGCGGAAAGCAGAAUUCUUAAACUUCCAUUGUAUGGGUGGGUGUGAAAGCGAGGAUUUACACUCCUUUAUUCUGUGUUGAAAGCUCUUAAAACAAAAGGUGCUUCAAAUGGAUCUUUAAGCGUGUCUAAUUUUCUUUUAUACAUCAUUCAAAGAACCAUUUAAAUCACCUUAUUUGUAAUUAAGAGUGAGUGUGUGUGUAAAUCAGGUUGCAGUCUGAAUUUUUCUGUAUCCUUCCUCCCUUUCCUUGUUACUGAACUGGUCAAGUGGCCAAAAAUGUAUGGGGUUCGAGUGGAGAGGCUUUUACUGAACCUCUCUUUACUCCCUAUAUUGUAAAGUUUGUUGGAGCCUAUGGCUGAUGUAAAUAGACCUACUGAACUGUUGGUUUUAUGUGAAGAGGAUUUUGUUUCAGAAAUCUUAAGUCUUAAGCGUGCCACUGAAAUUCUGAGCUUUUAUUGAUCAGUAGCUGUUUGUUUUUUUCUGUCAUAGACACAGAAACUAUAUUUUGCUCAGUAUCACUCACUGAGUUAGAGGUCAUAUAAGUUGUAUGAGAUGUAUACCAAUAAUUAGAGGCUACUUUACAACCCGUAUAGAUUAAGAAUAACAAAAUUAGAUGUUUUAAAAGUCUAUUUAUUGACCACUAGUUUGAUAUGAAAUUGGUAUAAAAUAAAUUUUGGUGGGAAAUGGUGAUGUUUGGGGGUGAUGAUAUAUUUACUUUUUGAGCCCACAAAAAAAUAAAUUUAAGAUUCUACAGUAACAAGUCAUCUGUAAAUGUUACCUAUCAGCAAACUGUAGUUUACAUAAAGUAUAUUUUCUGUCAGUUCUACUGUCAAUAUGUAAAUGUUCUUCUUGAAGUAAUAAAAGUUACAAAUAUACAUUCAA
This is a messenger RNA of Astyanax mexicanus (Mexican tetra), 9946 nucleotides long. RefSeq names its product notch receptor 1b (gene notch1b). The coding region runs from base 248 to 7681 and encodes 2477 amino acids. The record is from RefSeq and is a predicted model, not a curated record. Gene Ontology annotation, biological process: Notch signaling pathway; regulation of developmental process; multicellular organism development. The transcript is spliced from 34 exons. Gene Ontology annotation, cellular component: membrane. Gene Ontology annotation, molecular function: Notch binding; signaling receptor activity; calcium ion binding. Lineage: Eukaryota; Metazoa; Chordata; Actinopteri; Characiformes; Acestrorhamphidae.